AGGCGCGAAGUGUCGCGGAAGUGUGUGUGUAAGCGGGGAUCGUGUGGCUGAUCCCUGAAACGUGAUGCGGGGUCUGGGGGUACAGCUGAGCCAUGUGUGGCGCUCGAGUACGAUUGUGACGUACACUCAUUGGGUGCACCCGUCUCGACCAAUGCCCGCCCACCGCGAAACUUCGCGCCUGUUGUCUGUCGCGCCUGCUGAGUGUCGCGUCCUCUUCUCCCAUUUUUUCCCGAUUUCCCUCGCCCCCUCAUCAUGCCACACUCUCUAUCGCUUCCUACACACGCAACGUCGCCUUCACGAGCACUUUUGGCUGAAAUUUUAGGAGAUGGCACUGCCAUCCGUCUCUGUACCAGAGUCUCGAGAUCCAUGCAUAGAUCAGUUCGAUGUUACUGAACCCUUGGAGUCUAAUAAUCAAGUGCCUGCUUAUAGAUGGAGCGAUAUUGUUCUACGAAACGAUUCAGACAUCUCCCAUGAACCACGCCCUCUCAAUCCUCCACGCGAUCUCUAUCUUCCACCCCUCCGUCAUUAUCCACCCCUAAAAGGAGGCUUCAACAAGCUAACUUAUGGAGAUUCCCGCGACUUCUCUCCGCCAUUAGAUCGAGUCUCUUCCAACCCCACAGACAUUCGGUCGAACAGGGAAGAGUCCUCCAAUAGAGAAGUCAUACUUAAUUCUGUCCUUGGCGUACCCUCGGAUAGGUCUGCUUCGAGGUGGCUCUCGAAUGGACCUCUUUCUGAUGGCUUGGGCGAUAGUCUUACACCGAAAGAUCCAGUAUUCGAAUCACGAUUCUCCUUGAAGGGAACGAGCAUCUCCGCAGAUAGUGGCUAUGGAGGAAGUGAAGCAACCAGAAGCACACACUCAAGAUCACGAGACGAACUCUUGAAAAAAAGAGGAGAGCUCCGCUGGUGUUGCCAACUCUGCCACAGAUCAUUCGACACUCAAAGGCGGUUACGCUCUCAUGAACGCCUGAGACACGGUAUUCAUGGCGGAACAGAAGGUCAUCGCCGAUUGAGAUCAUGGUAUUCCAGCGAAGACUCGGACGAAAUAACAUCUUUUGGGGUCCAUUACUUACACAAGUUGGGGUAUUACCUGUCAAAAUUGAGGUCUCAGCUUCCCGAGGGAUCUCCCAUUCUGUUGGCUCACAAGAUCAAUGGAGUUUCAACAUCUUUUAAAGUUCACAAGUACGACGCAACAAACAUCAACGUUAAUGUGUACAAUACAGUGGGGCCCCAGCCACCGACCCUUCCGACCAACAGCGGUGUCGCGCAGUUAGGGUCCUUUCCAAGUGAUAUUAGAAAAUCCCAGGCAGGACCACAAUACGAGCAGCUGCAACCGCCACCACUAUCCCGACAAGUGUUCAAAGCCCGUGGUAUGAGUGCCAGCCCGGCCAUGGAUCACGACAACAUGGACGCAAUCAUGGACCAGCAACCCGUUCCAACCAUCGAAGCGCCCGAAAUCAUGUCCGACCCACACACUCCUCUCAUACUUCCACCUUCGGAGAACUCAGCUCAUUCCAGCAGCAAAGACGAGGUCAAGCUGAUGGACUAUCAAGAAUACAAUACUACCGACGAACUGGGAAAGGCAGAAGUGGAUGACGAUAGCGACAGUGAGUGUGACAACAAUACAUGGAACUGCUUUCAACGCGAUGCACUACCCUCUUUCCUCCCAUAUGUCCGCAGCUAUGAUGCAGAUACUUCUUCUCCAUACGGCGACUCCCCUGAUAGCGGAAGCACCACCAGUGGUACGAAGAGCGAUACCCCUGCGUCUUCUGCAUCUGGCCUUACAGGGGGAAAUGGCCUUCAAGGCAACGGGUAUACUUCAUCAAGUGCUGUCAUAGGUGCAUCAAAUAACAGUAAUGAUCCAAAUCUGAGGAUCAAGGAUGUAAUAAGGGCAAGCUUUGCCUCCGAUCCACAACCUCUUCCCCUCAUCUGCUGGUAUGCAGCCGCCGGUAUAGCCUGUACUGCGAAGUAUGUUAAGAUGUCAACUGAAGUACGGCACUUGUGGAAUGAUCACGCUUGGGGCAAAAAACGGCAAGGUCCACAUCAUCGGCUACCUGAUGCGUGCCAACGGUGUAAACGUUUGUUUUGUAACCAACAACUUUUAGAAGAACACGUCCUUGCCGUCAUACCUUGUCGAACGCUGAGCUCCGUAGAACUGGAGGAUCUCAAUCGGGAGCCUAAAACACUUGGAAUAUCUCUCGAUUGCAAGGAAGCCAUCGACGACCUCAGAAACCGUAUUGACAAGGAAAUGAAGGUGAACAAGGUGCCAGCCCUCUAUAAUAGCGAAACCAUGGCGCUAUUAAAGCAACGAGUGGAGAGCAAUUUGCUGCUUUAUAUAAAUGGGUCUCAAGCAAGUGAGAAGACCGCCAGGUCUCAACUGUGGAAGUGGUAUAUGAUCUUCAAAAAGUUGCGGCCGGACGAUGAGGUUCCGGGAAAUCCAUUCAUUCCAGCACGACAGCCAGCAAGAUUUGAAGGGAAAUCUAGAGCUGAUGCUCGCCUCAUGUUCAUGCGCAACCUCGCGCAGGAAGAGUGCCUCUCUGCACUUGACGACGACCAACGUAGAGCUCUAGGCUGCGUGUUUCUUGAUACUGUAGAGAUGCUAGGUCUCAAUGAAGCUAACAAAGGACGCCGGUCUGCUCAGAAUACUAGCAGGAAUCCACGGAAAAGGCAGAGAUCUUCUCCGUCGGACAACCAUGGAUCUGUAUCAGAUUCGGUCGAUCCCAUUGUGGCACCUACGACACCAGCACUGGCACCAGCUCCAAUACCAGUGGAAGUUCCUCGAUCUGUUCAAAACCCAAUGGACUUCACAAACCCCACAUUCACACUACCCGAAGCGCAAGACCAACUACUGCCGCAAACACCGUCGUCCGACCCACGAUCAUUCAUGCCUAGCACUCACGAUCUUUGGCUACUACAGCAGCAGAAUCAACAACACUCGCGGCAGCAAGAAGCAGAAGAGUCUCACUCUCUUUUCUCCACGGGAGACUUCGAUUAUAUCAAUUUGUCGACAGACUACGGAGGGCUUUCAGAGUUUGGGACUCGAGAUCGUUAGCCUAGUCCGACAGGGCUCAGCACUUGUCCCAAUACAACAAAGCAUGUUAAGAGCUAUGUAGAUACAGAUAAAGAACCUAGAAGUCUACAAUGCUGUUAAUCACCUUGGGUAUUCUUCUUGGAAGCUAAUGUAGGCUGUAAGAUAAGGCUUG
Molecule: messenger RNA, 3200 nt
Organism: Alternaria alternata
Lineage: Eukaryota; Fungi; Ascomycota; Dothideomycetes; Pleosporales; Pleosporaceae
Exons: 3
Coding region: 326-3049 (907 amino acids)
Source: RefSeq, a predicted model, not a curated record